Messenger RNA from Microthlaspi erraticum, 1143 nucleotides. Lineage: Eukaryota; Viridiplantae; Streptophyta; Magnoliopsida; Brassicales; Brassicaceae. The record is from the annotation of a GenBank genome assembly.
AUGCGACCACUGCUGCCUCGUCAAACCCCACCGCCGUCUCCGGCCAUGAAGUCAAGUUCACCGUCUCCAACCACCGUCGCUCGAAAAAGACUCAAAACACGGAGCGAAGAGGCAUUGAAUCCGAGUUUCGCUGACCUUCCAUCAAGUCUUUUGGAAGACAUAAUGUCUCGACUUGAGUUAAAAGAAAACAUCAGAGCAUCUACUGCAUGCAAGCCUUGGCUUGAAGCUGGUGUAGCUGUUCGUGUGGUGGAACAACAUCCUUGGCUUAUGUGUUUUCCUAAACGUGGCAACUCCUUUCAAUUCCGUGAUCCAUUGAAAUGGAAGCCCUACACUUUGGAACUGCCAGAGCUAGCCGACUCCACUGUGCGUGACUCAAGAUAUGGUUGGUUACUUAUGCAGAGAUCUAGAAAAGACGAGAUGUUCUUCUUCAACCCGUUCUCUCGAGAGCUCAUAAGCUUGCCUAAGCUUGAGCUGCGUUUUCGGGAUAUUGCAUUCUCUGGUCCUCCAACAUCGGAUAACUGUGUUGUGAUAGCGUUAAACUUUGCUAGGAAAUAUUAUGUCACUAUCAGCACUUCCCAUCCUGGAGCAACUGAGUGGAUUACUACAGAGAACAUCCCUACUGGUAAUCAGCUGUUUACUAUGUAUAACAAGAUUGUCUAUCUCAAUGAGCGAUUCUAUUGCUAUAAUGCUGGAGGAGCUGACUUAUAUUCCUUUCACCCAUCUUCCCGCACAUGGAGUUAUCAUGGUUAUAAAGAUGUGGGUCUUGAUUGUAAUCAGGAUAAUAAAGCAGCAUUUUUGGCAGAGAGGAAUGGUGAGCUUUUUCUCAUGGUUACAAGCGGAAAUGAGAAGCCAGUGGUCUAUAAACUAGUCUCUUUGCAAUGGGAGGAGAUGAGUGAUGCUGAGCUUCUUGAUAGCUUGACGUUCUUUGUCAGUUUUUAUAACUCUGAGGUGAGAAAGAAUCUCCCACAAAUGAGGAACAAUGUUUGUUUCUCAAGGUUUGGUUACAAUCGCAAGCGUUGUGUGACCUAUUCGUUUGAUGAAAGCAGUUACAAUCCGUCUAAGGAAUGGGGGAGCUGGGUUGAACUAUGUCCUCCUCGAAGCAUCUGGAUAGAUGCCCCGAAGAACGUUUUAAACUAUUUUUGA